Molecule: messenger RNA, 6487 nt
Organism: Camelus dromedarius (Arabian camel)
Lineage: Eukaryota; Metazoa; Chordata; Mammalia; Artiodactyla; Camelidae
Gene: KIF24
Product: kinesin family member 24
Exons: 13
Coding region: 412-4479 (1355 amino acids)
Biological process (GO): microtubule-based movement; microtubule depolymerization
Cellular component (GO): microtubule
Molecular function (GO): ATP binding; microtubule motor activity; microtubule binding
Source: RefSeq, a predicted model, not a curated record
ACCCGCCUCAAAGGUGCCGUUCUUUCACUUAGAACAUCGCGAGAUCUUCAUUUAAGCGGACUGAUUGGUUGAAAGACGGAACUUGAGCGUUAUGCCUACUGUUCCCUCGGGUCCCUGAUUGGUCUUCUGGAAGAGAAGGCGGCCCACGUCCACGACUUAAUGGAUUCCCAUUGGUGGGCGGGGCGAGACUGGCGGCGCGCGGGAGUCGGCGCGGGCGUUCGAACCGUCGCUUGGUGUCGUUGCCACGGGGAUGCGGCCUGGCAGCAAACUCAAGCUCGGAGCUGACAGAACGCUUCGGUCUCCCGCCUUGGGGCUCUCUCCUGUCGGCGUUGUCUUCUCCUGUCCUCAGACAGGGUUGACGGAGGGAGAAUUUGAGAGUGUCCGAGAAUUUAUAGAAACCCAUUCCCAAAAAUGACAUCCUGGUUGUAUGAAUGUCUUUGUGAAGCUGAGUUAGCACAGUAUUAUCCUCAUUUUACUGCCCUUGGCCUUCACAAAAUAGAUGAAUUAGCCAAUGUUACAAUGAAAGACUACUCCAAAUUGGGAGUCCAUGACAUGAACGACCGAAAACGUCUCUUCCAACUCAUCAAAAUCAUAAAGAUUAUGCAGGAAGAAGAUAAAGCAGUCAGUAGCCCAGAGUAUCCUCUUCAGACAAGCAGCCUGUGCAUCAAGCCUCAGAAACCCAGAUCUGGCCCUCGCAGGCAACUGCAUUUUGAUUCUCCUGCCGACAACAAAGACAGAGCUACCAGCAACAAUGAAUUUGAACUGUGCGAUUUAUCAGAUUUUUCUGCAAGUGAACAGAAGUCUAGUUACCUAAAAGUAAUGGAACACAUACUACCAGAUGAUUCCCAGUACCAUACAAAAGCAAGAAUUCUGAAUGCCACAGCUGCUGAUUCCUAUGUACAAACAGAAACCAACACUUCACUCUUUUCAUCAAAUCACUUUUCUCCAAUACAGGGGGAUUGUGAUAUUCCCAUUAUUCAAAGAGUCUCUCGUGUUUCAGGGUAUAACUAUGGAAUCCCUCAUUCCUGUAUCAGACAGAACACCUCAGAGAAAGAGAAUCCUUGGACUGAGAUGGAGAAAAUCAGAGUUUGUGUUCGAAAACGCCCUCUGUGCAUGAGGGAGUUACGUCGUGGAGAAAUGAAUAUUAUUACUGUAGAAGACAGAGAAACUCUACUUGUUCAUGAGAAGAAAGAAGCAGUUGACCUCACACAAUAUAUUCUGCAGCAUGUUUUUUAUUUUGAUGAAGUCUUUGGUGAGGCAUGCACCAAUCGAGAUGUAUACAUGAAGACUACUCACCCACUCAUUCAGCAUAUUUUCAAUGGAGGCAAUGCCACUUGCUUUGCAUAUGGGCAGACAGGUGCAGGAAAGACUUACACCAUGAUAGGAACACAUCAGAACCCGGGACUGUAUGCUCUGGCUGCCAAAGACAUCUUCAGACAGCUAGAAGUGACCCAGCCAAGAAGGCACCUCUUUGUGUGGAUCAGCUUCUAUGAAAUCUACUGUGGACAGCUUUAUGACCUCCUAAAUAGAAGGAAAAGGCUCUUCGCAAGAGAAGACAGCAAGCACGUGGUACAGAUAGUGGGACUGCGAGAGCUUCAGGUGGACACUGUGCAGCUUCUCCUAGAGGUGAUCCUGAAGGGCAGCAAGGAGCGCAGUACCGGGGCCACUGGAGUUAAUGCAGACUCCUCCCGCUCCCAUGCUGUCAUCCAAAUUCAGAUCAAAGAUUCAGCCAAGAGGACAUUUGGCAGGAUCUCUUUUAUUGACUUGGCUGGCAGUGAAAGAGCAGCAGAUGCCAGAGACUCAGACAGACAGACAAAGAUGGAAGGUGCCGAAAUAAACCAGAGUCUUCUGGCUCUGAAGGAAUGUAUCCGAGCAUUGGAUCAGGAACACACCCACACUCCUUUCAGGCAAAGCAAAUUAACUCAGGUUCUGAAGGAUUCUUUCAUCGGCAAUGCCAAAACCUGCAUGAUCGCCAACAUCUCACCAAGCCAUGUGGCCACCGAACACACUCUGAAUACCUUGCGCUAUGCUGACCGGGUCAAAGAACUAAAGAAAGGCAUUAAAUGUUGCACUUCAGCUAGCAGUCGAAAUGGAACAUCUGGAAACUCUUCUCCAAAACGAGUUCAGAGCUCUCCUGUGGCCCUGCCAGGGGACAAGUGCUCUCCCAAAAAAGUCAGGCUGGGGCUUCAGCAGUCACUCACAGGGGCACCUGGCUCCAUGAAAGGGAAGGCCCAUCCUCUGGCCAGUCACCCAGCCAAUAUCCCUUUUGCUCCUGUACCUAAGGUUCCUGGUAAAAGAGGUGACUCUGGAGGCAGUCCUCCCCAAGAGUGGGUCAUUCAGACUAGCUCUAUCAAGGGAACCACGCGGUCUGGAUAUUUAGCCCCCAAAAAAGAAGAGUCAGCUUCAUUAUGCUCUGGGAAAAAUCAAAUCGGCACCAAAACUGCUGGGUGGGGAGGCAGGGCCUCUGGCCCAGAAGAACCAGCACGCAGUAAGCUGCCCUCCAAGUGCAAGAAAGUGCAGACUGUGCAGCCAGUGCAGAAGCAGCUUGUGUCACGAGUUCAGCUCUCCUUUGGCAACGUCCACCACUUAGCAGAGUACAGUCAGGGCGGCAAGGGGGGCACUCCUACCAGGACUGCAUCUGAAGCUUGGACAAGCAUCCCACCACAUCAGGAGGAGAGGGAGGAACAUUUGCGCUUUUAUCACCAGCAGUUCCAGCAGCCACCUCUCCUCCAACAGAAGUUAAAGUACCAGCCACUGGAGAGGUAUUUAUGCCAGUACCGGCCCCAAGAGGGGCAGCUCCAGAGUGACACCCCUCCUCCCUUCCAUUUGUGUUCUGAGAGCCAUGAUGGAGCCCAAGCUGAGGACUUUGAUGACAGUGAUUUCAGUGAAGAUUCUUUUUCACAUGUCCCCCAUCCGAGGACCACAAAGCAGAGAGACACCCUAAAGAAGAGCGAAGGCUCGUUCUUCCUUCAUCAGAGGGAGCAAGGUCCUGAGGAGCAGGUGACUGAAGGGCAGCAGAGUCUGUUUCUUAGCCCCAGGACAGACAGUGAUGAGAAGGUUCCACCUGGAAGUUGGAGGUACUCCAGGGACUCCACAAGCCAUGGGAGGACAGCGCUUGACCACAACUGCAGCCCAAGAACGGUGCCCUUGGACGGGGGCAGCAUGGAGGGCUCCACCUCCCCAGGGCCUUCUCCCAGGGAAGACCUGGCGGAGAAGCCUUACUGCUCACAGGCGGGCUCUGCAUCUAGCCAGAAAAGAGGGGGCGGCCCCACCUCUGACCUCAGACAGGAUGCCUUCAGAAGUGAGGUUCCUGGGCAGGGUAAGGGCAGCUCGCCAUCCCUGGAGGAAGAUGGUUUCGCUUUCUCACUGACCCACAUUGCAGUUCUGCGCUCUCCAGACCAGAGAGACACAGUCAGCACACCUCUAAGAGAAGGUAGUGAAGACAGCCCAACGCAGGCAAGCAGAGCUCUGAAAAACAGCAACCCUUUCCAAGGAGAAAACUCUCGAGGGGAAUUGGGCGAAUGCUCUGAAUAUGCUUCUGGACUGAUGGCUCCCCUCACUGUGUCCCUUCUGGAGAGCCCAGAUGAUGAGGGCUGUCCUCCUUUGGAGCAGCCGGCCCAAGAUGGGGCUGUGCACAGUCUGGUGGCACACAGCGACACGGGACCAGCUGUGGGCCACACAGUGUCAUCUGGUGAUCAAGAGGCAGUCCUGCCAGUAUCUUCCACAGCUGGGCACCUGUGGCUCUCGUCAUCUCCUCCUGACAAUAAGCCUGGGUGUGACCUUCCAGCUCUGUCCCCAUCACCGAUCCGUCAGCACCCACCUGACAAACUGUCCAGCGAGGAGGCUGACCCGGGGGAGGCCUGCCAGAGCAGAGAGGCUGCACUCUCCUCCCCCGAGCCGUAUGAUGCCGCAGAUGAGACAGAGCUAGGUGGCUCCCGGGGUUUCCCAGGAAAACCCUUCCCCACCAUACAUACCGGGGGACCCCACCCUGGGCCUACACUCACUCCACAAACAGGAAGCAGUGAUGUGGCUGACCAGCCCUGGGCCCAGGAGAGAAAGCAUCCGGCAAGGCUCAGUUGGCAGGAGCUGGGUUUGUCCACCGACACCAUCAAGCUGCACUGCUACGAGGAUAUCACAUGGCUCAGACGCAGGCCACUGCCAAGGUACUUAGCAAGGCCAUACUCUCCCCUGGCAUCCAGCUGCUCUUCCAGGACCCUCCGUCAGCCUGCCCUGGGGCACGCACAGCAGGUGGUCAUCCGGGCACACCAGGAACAGCUAGAUGAAAUGGCUGAGCUGGGCUUCAAGGAGGAGACCCUGAUGAGCCAACUGGCUCCUAAUGAUUUUGAAGAUUUUGUGACCCAGCUGGAUGAAAUCAUGGCUCUGAAAUCCAAGUGCAUCCAGAGUCUGAGGAGCCAGCUACACCUAUACCUGGCCUGCCACAGGCCAGCUGUGGCCCCAGCAAGGACGGCAGUGUCUUAGAGCAGCAUGGAGGCCAGGAUGGGGUGGCUGGACUCUCGGGCUAGAGGGGCCUCUGCCAGGCCCUCCUGCAGAUACUCCCUGGUCCUGCCCGUGCUUGCCUCUCUCAGGGCCAAGCCUCAGUUCCAAGCCCAAAAGCAUCUGUAAGGAAGGACUGAUCAGCCUGAAAAACUUGGUAUGCCCUUCCCUUUUCUUUGGGGCUGGAGGAGACUUUGUCCUACUGACCCCUUGUGCGUGGAAACAUACUUGGGUCUAAUAAUCCUGCAGUUGUUUCUGAAUUUGGGGAUCAGAGGAUGGGGGUGGUCAAUGGUAACCUACAGGCUGGAGGUCACAAGCUGGGGAAGAUAACUUGCUGAGCCCAGAGGCUUUAUCAGCUGAAUUCUGUGCCUUUCUUCAGGACUCGACCAAAAAAUAAAACAUUGGUACUAGUGAGCGGGGACAGGGUCAGCCCUGCCCCAUCAGCCCUUAGAAAUUGAUUUGGGGCUUUAGGUUAGCUUUUGAAAAUUGAGAAUGAAUAAACUUUAACUUGAUGUGUCUUUAACAGCAGCAGAGGUGGGAUAUGCUUUUAUGCUUUGUUCCCCCCACUUCCUGCAAUCCAGUAUUUAGACAGAAGAGGGUGCCCACGUCACUGCAUUAUUCUUGUCCCAUCGCUGCCUUUGCUGAGGCCAUCUGCCUGUUACAAGCCGUCAAGUCCCGGGCUCCUGAGUCCUCACCCACCACACCGCCUCAAUGAAUAGCUGAAGGAUAUCAGGCAAGUCCCUCUCCUAGUCUCACCUUCAUCCAGGAUUACCUUGGCCAUCUACUCCCCUUUUAAUGGCCUGUGUUCAAUAGCUUGGCAUUGAGUGCGCUGGUCAGUAGUCUGAGACUCUGAAGCAGAAUUUUUACACACAUACACGGGUAUACUGCUUGCUUUGUCUUUUCAGCAGAAGCUUAAGACAAAUACCAAGUGGCCUCCAGGUGGCCCAUCAUUUACUAAGGCUACCCUGGAUCAAACUGAGGUUCAUAUGUCAAAGCCUUGCCCUGAUGCCCAUUUUGAUGGGAAAAUUUAAUUUCCUACAGGGUAACUUACAGGUUUUGAAAGAAGGGUUUAAGUCACUUUAAAGGCCAGAAGAGGGACUGCUUCCUGAGAUAAUGGCCAUGCCUGAUCUGACCACCAGAGGGCAGUUUCUUUCCAGCUUGGUGCUUCCCAGCCCAAAGACUCUGCACCCCCGCCUCACAUGAUAGCUAAAAAAAUUAAGAGACCCACCAGGGCACCCAGAGGGGCUGUGGGAUAGCAUUAAGGAUAAGGACACGAAACUUUAAGGAUGAGUCUAGUUCCAUCAGAUACAACAGCACUGAGCACUAGAGAAAACAGUGAAUCCAGUCCUGCCUCUGGUACAGAAUACAUAAAUAUCUUGGCCCAGAAACCAAGCCGGGACAGGUUUAAAAAGACCCUUGUCUAGGCCUACCUCUGUGAACCAAAGAUCAGGGCACACUGGAGGGCCAGCUGCUGGGUCACACAGGCCUAGAGUUGGAAGAAAGUUCUGAAAUGACAGAAAAUGGUUAGGUCCUGUUCUAGCCUCAGCAAAUCUAAGCAGGAAAUCCCUUCAGCACCCACCCACCUCUACCCCUCUGUAAAACAGCCUUUGGCAAUGAAAAAAUUAUCACAGUAGGACAUACCUUUUAGAUUUUUAUUAGUAGUUCUCUCUGAAGAAUCAAAAUAGCAAAUUAUUUUAGAUUCAAGACUGUAUAUCCUUUGUAUUUAGAUCUUUAAUGAUGUACAACAUAAUACAAAACAGAGACUGAUUUCUAUGACUAGGUGUUAUUCAUUGUGUCAUCCUAGAGCAGGGGGCUGGAGGGAAAGGCUGUUCUCCAGGAGAACUGAGGUGGAGUUAGUGCUCAGUGACUAAACCAUGUCCUGUUUCUCUCCAACUUGAUGUGCUGGGAAGGGGCCAAUGAUUUCUUAAACUGACAACUGUUUCCUAGAGCAGGGGGCUCUAAAAUCCUGGGUAGCAGAGGACAGUAGUCCAAA